GUCCAAUUCAGUCUCUCAAGGUUGUUUCUGUGGCGCCCAGUUCGUCAUGUUGGAUAUAGUACGACUAAAAAGUGAUGCAGAACAGUAUGGGCAAGGCCACUUAUUUACUUUCUGGGAUGAGCUUAAUGCUAAGCAGAAAUCUGAACUUUUGGAAAAUGUUUCCAGGCUAAAUUUCGCUAACAUCGACCGCAUGUUAAAAAAUGCUAGUAAUCCCUGUUCGACGAGCGCUGAUGUAUUUUCACCACCUGAUCCAAAAUCAUGCGGAUCCCUUCCAGAAUUGCGCACCUCACAACCGUCUUUGUUAAAACAAUAUGCUGAUUCUGGUAAGUUGCUGCGUUAUUGGAUUCACUGAGUAUUUUUGUCAAGCUUUGCGGGCGGUCAGUGAAAAUAAAGUAGCAGUUUUAUUAUUGGCUGGUGGUCAAGGAACUAGGCUAGGUGUUUCUUAUCCUAAAGGAUUAUAUAAACCUAAUCUUCCCUCUGGUCGUUCAUUAUAUCAAAUUCAAGCUGAACGUCUUUGUCGUGUUUCUCAUUUGUGUAAAGAAAAAUUGGGGAUAACUCCUUCAAUAACUUGGUAUAUUAUGACUUCCGAACAUACCAAAGAAAUGACUAUACAAUUCUUUGAAUCGUUUGAUUAUUUUGGAUGUAAUCGUGAUGACAUUGUCUUCUUUGAACAGUUCACUUUGCCAGCCUUUUCAGUAGAUGGGAAAAUUUUACUGGAAACUAAAUCCAGGCUGGCUUUUUCUCCAGAUGGAAAUGGCGGUUUGUACAGAGCUCUUAAUGAUCGUGGCAUUCUGAAUGAUAUGAAAUCAAGGGGAAUAGAAUAUGUACAAAUUUACUGUGUUGAUAAUAUUCUGGUGAAAGUUCCAGAUCUACACUUUAUAGGUUUUUGUAUUGAAAAUAGUGCAGAUUGUGGAGCUGAAGUUGUUCAAAAAGUGGAUCCAGAGGAAGCGAUUGGAGUUGUUGGUGUUGUGAAUGGUCGGUAUCAAGUUUUGGAAUAUAGUGAAAUAACUCCUGAAAUGGCAUCAUUACGCGUAGAUCAAUGUAAACAGCAAAAUGACCUAUGCCAUUCAAGCACAACAAAUAAUGGCAAAAACGUAUCACAUGCAAGUGGUGAUAGUCGUUUAGUCUAUAGUCAUGGUAAUAUUUGUGUACAUUUCAUGACAAGAGCAUUUUUGGAACGUGUUUGUCAGGACGAUAUUCAAAUGAAGAUGAAAUAUCAUCGUGCUCAAAAGAAAGUCAAUUGUAUAGAUUUACAAACUGGCGAACCAAUAGUGCCUCAAAAACCAAAUGCAUUGAAGUUUGAAAAAUUCGCUUUCGAUAUUUUCACAUUUGCUAAACGAUUUUUCAUUUGGGAAGUUCCACGAAAUGAACAAUUUUCUCCGAUUAAAAAUGGCCCAGGCGCACUAAAGGAUUGUCCAAAAACAGCUCGCAAUGAUCUAUUAAAUUAUCAUACUCAACUGGCAAAAAGUGCUGGUGCUAUACUGAUAAAUGACAGUUACGCUGUAUCCAAUGGAAAUGGACAUCAGGAUGGUGUUUAUGAUAAAGCCUUGAUUGAAAUUUCACCUUUGAUUACUUAUGAUGGUGAAAAUUUAUCCUGCCUAAAAUCUGUUGAAAUUCGUGGCCUUAAUCGAUUGGAAAUAGACGAAGAGACAGGAAAGCCAAUUCUACUUUCUUCUACAGUUUGAAUAAUAAAAGUCAUUAAGUCCUACACACACACACACACACACAGUCGAAUUGUAUUCAUCAGAAAGAUUUAAUCAAUGUGAAAGAUUCUUAGAAAUCAAAGUCUUUCUUGAUGGCUUCUAUGUGUUCUUUGUUGUUGUUGUUGUUUUUUUUACACUUCACAGGUAAUAUGGACAGUCAGUUUCUGAUUAACUGACUGCCAUUUUGUAUCAGCCUGGAUAAGACUUCUACACUACUGCUUCUUCUAUUGAAAUAAUCAUUCCAUUUUGCUCUAUAUUUUUUUAUUCGAAUGACUCUUUAGAAGUCGUCUUCUUCAAUAAUCAAUCAACCAGUGGUCAAGUUACCCUUCUUCUAUCUGUAUGGAUAAGUUGACUUUGAAUGUUCACUUUCUUCUUUGCAUUACCCUUGGUCUUAUCGUUUUUCCAUAUCUCUGUUGAAAUUACAUAUAUAUAUAUAUGAAACCAGUGAUCAUUAGGCUUGAUUCCACUUUAUUGUUUUUUUUAUAUACUACGAAUGAAUCUUAAUUAUACUUUAGACAUUAAAUGUUUUUUCAAACUAAUUUCCUCCUUCCUUUUUUACAAUGAUUUAUUUGUUCAGUGGUAUCAUUAUAAGUUUUUUACGGUAAUUUAAUUAUCACUCUUUCGGCUAUAAUUACUAUUAUUAUUAUUAUUGUUAUUGUUUCUAUGAUUGUUAUAUCAAAUGAUACUUUUUUUAAUAUUUUAUUUUUGUAAAAUGAAAAUAUUAUUAUUAUGAUGAUAAUGA
This is a messenger RNA of Trichobilharzia szidati, 2445 nucleotides long. The record is from the annotation of a GenBank genome assembly. NCBI's taxonomy places the organism in Eukaryota, Metazoa, Platyhelminthes, Trematoda, Strigeidida, Schistosomatidae.